Messenger RNA from Camellia sinensis, 1345 nucleotides. The record is from RefSeq and is a predicted model, not a curated record. Lineage: Eukaryota; Viridiplantae; Streptophyta; Magnoliopsida; Ericales; Theaceae.
CCAACCCAACCCAACCCAACCUUCUCUCUCUCUACUCUCUCAAAAUAGAAAAACAAGAAAUGGGUUCGACAGGAGAGAACAAAACAAUACCCAUGGAAGAAGCAGAGGAAGAAGAAGCAUGUUUGUUUGCCAUGCAACUAGCCAGCAUCUCAGUCCUUCCCAUGGUCUUGAAAUCAGCCAUAGAGCUCGACCUCCUCGAGACUAUCUCUAAGUUGGCUAGCCCUGGUGGCUAUGUGUCUCCCUCGGAGAUCGCAGCUCACAUCCCAACUAAGAACCCAGAUGCACCGGUGAUGGUGGAUCGGAUUCUCAGGGUGCUGGCGAGCUACUCUGUUGUAAAGUUUAGUGCCAGAGAGCUCCCCGGUGGAGGAGGGAUCGAGAGGCUCUAUGGCCUUGCUCCGGUGUGUAAGUUCUUGACUAAAAAUGAUGAUGGAGUUUCGAUGGCUCCUCUUCUUCUCACGAGCGGUGACAAGGUCCUUAUGGAGAGUUGGUAUUAUUUGAAAGAUGCAGUUCUUGAUGGUGGAAUUCCAUUCAAUAAGGCCUAUGGAAUGACUGCAUUCGAAUACAGUAGCACCAACCUCAGAUUCAGCAAGGUGUUCAAUCUGGGAAUGUCUAACCCCACCACCAUGAUCAUGAAGAAAAUUCUUGAGACUUACAAAGGUUUCGACGGCCUCACCACACUCGUCGAUGUCGGAGGCGGCAUCGGAGCUACACUUAACAUGAUCGUCGCCAAACAUCCAACCAUCAAGGGCAUUAACUUUGACUUGCCUCAUGUUGUUGAAGAUGCGCCAUCUUACCCCGGAGUGGAGCAUGUUGGGGGUGACAUGUUUGUUAGCGUACCAGAAGGAGAUGCCAUUUUCAUAAAGUGGAUAUGCCAUGAUUGGAGCGACGAACACUGCUUGAAACUUUUGAAAAACUGCUACAAAGCAUUGCCGGACAAUGGGAAGGUGAUUAUUGCCGAGUUGAUUCUCCCUGAAGUCCCGGACACCAAAAUCGUGACUCAAAUUGUCAUCGGUGUCGAUGCUAUCAUGUUGGCUAACACCCCGGGUGGGAAAGAAAGGACGGAGAAGGAGUUUGAGGCCUUGGCAAAGAGGGCUGGAUUUGCAGGUUCCCGCCUUAUGUGCUCUGCUUACAAUACGCAUGCCCUAGAAUUUCUCAAAAACAUUUGAGUUUUUUAGUCUGUGAGUUGGUCAGGGUUGUUUUCCAAUCCCUGUAACUUUUUUUUCUCAUUGAAGGAAAUAAAAAUGUGCUGAACUCUCUACUUCUACCAAGUUUAAGUUUUGAGGAUGUGGAAGUAUGUGGAUUAUUAUUUUGGAAGUACUAUGAAAAUAUGAAUCAAGCCCACAAA